Molecule: messenger RNA, 2499 nt
Organism: Cuscuta campestris
Lineage: Eukaryota; Viridiplantae; Streptophyta; Magnoliopsida; Solanales; Convolvulaceae
Source: the annotation of a GenBank genome assembly
AUACACUUCUUUACACAUCAUCGAGCUCCAUCAUAACUGUAAUAAAAACAUAUAUGGCCCGAUUCGUUCUCUCCCUAUUGAUUAGGGUUUUUUCUCCCUGGCGGCUAGGGUGCUUCUUCCAUCAAGAAAUUGCGAUUUGUCAUCUUUUUUCUUAAUCGACUUCGGCUCUUGCUUUCAAUUGGACUUGCUCUGUUCAUUUUUCUGCUAUGGAGGAUCAGGGAUUGCAAACUCUUGAUGCGGCAAUCUCCAAUUUAGUUUUAUCGGAGGAGGAGGAUGGACUUUCCUUCGCUCCAGACGGUGGUUUGGCAAUCCCGGUUGAGGAUUUUCGCACAUGAACUGUGGUCGGGCGUUUUCUCACCAACAAACCGCUCAAGUUCGACAUCAUGCAACAAGUUCUUGCUUCAGUUUGGCGGCCAGCUAUGGGGGUAAGAUUCAAACAAGGCGAAGGAGGGCUGAUUUGGUUCUACUUUUACCAUGAGAAGGAUGCCAAACGUAUACUCGAUGAAGGACCUUGGUCAUUCGAGAACAAUAUGCUUCUGUGUUGCCUUGUUGAGCCUGGAGAAACGGUCACAGCUGCAGAUUUACAGUGGCUAGAGCUCUGGGUUCAAGUGCAUGACCUUCCUCCUGGGUAUACUUCCCCAGCAGUUCUUGAGGCAGUGGGUAAGUUUUUGGGUCAAUUUCGUAAGAUUGAUGUUGCCAAUAAUUUUAAAGCUUUCCAAGGAUUCUUUCGGGUGCGUGUGGCCAUUGAUGUUCGUAAACCGUUGAAACGAAAGAUGAAGCUAACGAGGAGGGAUGGCUCUGUAGUGUGGGUUCUCUUCAAAUAUGAGAGGAUUACUGUUUUCUGUUACUAUUGUGGCAUCCUUGGGCAUCUGGAAAAGCACUGUCGUGCAGCACUUCUUUCCUCCUUGGCCCCAGAGAGCUACCCUUAUGAUGAGUCACUCAAGGCAGGGGGAAAGAAGGCUCUCUUAUCAGUUGGAGAGCAAUGGAUCAGGCGUGUAGACCCUGUUAACGUGGGGCAGUUGGCAAAACUACAGACGGUCGGUGAAAGCUCUGGGACUGAAGAUGACAUAUCCCUUGCUUUGGCAACUAAACGUAAAAGGGGGAACGAGGUGGGAUUUAACGUUGUUGCCAAUGAAACAUUGAUGGAUGAUAGUUCAAAAAACUUGUUUGGGGCGGGUGCUGGUUUCCAGACCCGCCAGGAUCAAUGAGCAUCAUUAGCUGGAACUCCCGUGGGUUGGGCAACCGACGGACAGUUCAAGAAGUGGCUGAAUUAGCAGCCGCCAAAAAGCCCGAUUUUAUAUUUCUUAUGGAAACAAAAGGUGCAAGAAGCAAGGCAGAAGAAUUGCGCUUGAAGCUAGGUUUUGAGGGUAUAUUCUUUGUGGACAGUGUGGGGUUGAGUGGGGGUCUAGUAUUACUGUGGAAGGAGAAGAACAUAGCCAGCCUUAUUAGUUAUUCUCGUUUUCAUGUGGAUGUUUCUGUUUUAAUAAAGAAUAUGCCAACAUGGAGAUUGACUGGCUUUUAUGGGAACCCCCGAAGGGAUCAGAGGCACUCAUCUUGGAUUUUGUUACGCUCUCUCAAGCAUAAGUCUUUGUUGCCGUGGUUGGUGAUAGGAGAUUUCAAUGAUAUGUGUGCUGCUGGAGAUAAGAAGGGGGGCAGCCCCCAUCCUCAUGCGCUCCUCACGGGAUUUAAUGACACUUUAUGUGAAUGUGGCUUGCUUGAUUUGGGAAUGAGGGGACACCCUUUCACCUGGGAAAGGGGUUGGGGUACAGAUAACUGGAUAGAAGAACGGCUUGACAGAGCGGUGGCCACUAGAUCUUGGCAACAGAUUUUUGAUCGAGCUUGUGUCUUCAAUCACUUUAUGCAUCGGUCUGACCACUCGGCUCUGUAUUUGAGUCUUUUGGGCCCGACACUUCAUACUCGGAGAAGUCAAUACCGAUUUGAAAAUGCAUGGCUUAGAGAAGAACGGUUUAAAGAGGUUCUUAAAGCUGCCUGGCAGGGGUCAGUAUAGAUGCCUUUUCAAGACAGAUUGCAGUUUUGUGGCAGGAAGCUUAAUGAGUGGGGAGGCGACAGGUUCCAAAGAUUUGGCAAGCGGACGAAGGAGUUGUGUGACUUAAUUCAGAGGGUCCGCAAGCGUCGUGAUGAGGAGGGGCGUCAAAUCCUUAAUAAAGCAGAUAAGGAACUCUCUAAAUUACUUGAUCAGGAGGACAUAUACUGGAAACAACGAACAAAGCAGCACUGGCUUUGUGCGGGAGAUAGGAACACUCGUUUCUUCCAUCAAUAUGCCUCUUACCGUAGAAGGAAAAAUCAAAUUCAUGGCCUGAUGGCUCCGAAUGGCAAGUGGUGCGAGGGUCCAGAAUUAAUGAGUUUAGUGACAGAUUAUUAUAACAGUCUAUUUCACUCUAGUGGGGCGGCUAAUUCAGGUUUCUUGGACUCCCUUACACCAUGUAUUUCUGUGGAGCAAAAUACUGGUUUGCUUCGCCCGUUCGAGGAAAGUGAGGU